AUGGCCAAAAAGAGGAAGGGAAAGAAGGGAGCUACCAAUCGACUGCCGGCCAAUUCAGUGGUGCCCGACAUUGACAACGGGAGUAGCAGCAACCUACCUAGAGGUGACGGUUCGUCUGCACUCCCCGAAAAUGUCGAACCUAAGCUAUCAUUUAAAUAUCAAACAUAUGAUUGGCACACUGGUCAAUUUAAAGACUGCCCUAUAUCAUCGUUAUAUUCUUCCCCACCAUCAGAUGACGGUAAUGGUGAACCUACCGCUGACGCAGAACCAAAAAAGGACGUCCCCUUGGACCAACAACCACAAGAUGCACCAGCGGCUGAUGUUGAUGCUGGAAAAGAUGCUCCUGGAACAUCCCCAGGUAUAACGGAAAAUGAGACUUCCGAGGAGACCCAAAAGACAGCAGAGGAGGAAAAACCAAACGAAGGAACGCCGUCUACAGAAGACAGGCCGGGGGAAGAGACGGCAAAAGAAGCUCCAGCUACGGAAGAUCCUCCUUCUGAAGGAGCUCCUGUUGAAGAAAAUGCUGUUCUGGAAGAGGCCCCGGUAAAAGAGGAGCCAGCAACAGAAGCUCCAGCUACGGAAAAUCCUCCUUCUGAAGAAACUUCUACCGAAGAAAAGGCUAUUCCAGAAGAGGCCCCAGCAAAAGAAGAACCAACAACAGAAGCUCCAGCUGCAGAAAAUCCUCCUUCUGAAGAAGUUCUCUCCGAAGAAAAACCGGCUGCGGAAGAGACUGCGGUGGAACAGGAGCCGGUAAUAGAAACACCGGCUUCAGAAGGUCCGUCUGCUAAAGAAGCCCCAGCCCCCGAAGAAAACACACCUGCAGAAGCGGCCCCAGCUGAAGAAAACUCAGUUUCAGGAGAGACCCAAACAGAACAAGAGCCACCAGCAAAAGUGCCAGCUGUGGAAGAGUCACCUGCUGAAGAAACAUCUGCUCCGGGAGAAUUACCUGCUGAGGAGACCCCGAUCGACGAAGCUCCAGCCGCGGAAGAGACUCCAACUGCGGAUGAGGUUGAGAAGGAGCCUGCAGAAGAGGCACUGACAAAAGAGAUAAGCACAGAAGAGGACCCCACAGAGAAGCCAGCAGCUGCAGAAGAACCAUCUGUUGAAGAAACAUGCCCCGAAGAGGCUCCUGUCGGAAAAGAGUCUCCUGUAGAAGAAUCUCCGGCGAAAGAAGUUCCAACUGAAACAUCAACUGCAGAGGCAUCUUCAGCUGUGGAAGAACCCCCUGCUGAAGAGGCUCCCACCGGAGGAGCACCUUCAGAAGAGACAGCUAUGGAAGAAACACCCGUCGAAGGGACGCCGGCUCCUGAAGAAGCGCAGCCCCGAGAAGAAUCACCUGUGGAAAAGACUGCCAGUGAGGAAGCAGCACCUCCAGAAGAACCUCCGGCUGCAGAAGAGUCACCUACCAAAGAAGAUCAGGCUCCAAAAGAAGUCCCAGCUACUGAAGAACCUUCAGCUGGAAAGGAGAAUCCGGCUGAGGAAGGGCCGGCGCCUGAACUGUCAGAAGAGGGAGAGAAACUAGUUGAAGUAACACCAGAGGUGCCAAUUGAAGGAGAAGCAGCUGAUACUGACAAAGUAGGUAUUGAGGAAGAAAACAAGGGAACGGCCGAAGGAGGGAAAAACGACACAGCGGACGCAGCACCUGAUACACGUAAUGUCAAAGAGGGCGAAAAUGCACCCGAUAUUGAUGUGCCCAAACCGUCAAACGACCAUGCCGAAGUAACUACUGAAGAAAAGGAAGAAACAAGCGUCGCAGAACCG
Molecule: messenger RNA, 1761 nt
Organism: Trichophyton verrucosum HKI 0517
Lineage: Eukaryota; Fungi; Ascomycota; Eurotiomycetes; Onygenales; Arthrodermataceae
Exons: 3
Source: RefSeq, a predicted model, not a curated record